Molecule: messenger RNA, 1163 nt
Organism: Photinus pyralis (common eastern firefly)
Lineage: Eukaryota; Metazoa; Arthropoda; Insecta; Coleoptera; Lampyridae
Product: probable serine hydrolase
Exons: 2
Coding region: 136-1107 (323 amino acids)
Source: RefSeq, a predicted model, not a curated record
UGGGUACCAACAGUAUCAGUGACGUCAGAAGUUUAUCUCCGACGCGACGUUCAAAAUAAAAUCAUAAGUCAUACGAGUACGUUCAUCCAAAUCACAAAGGCUGUGAUCCAAAUCUAACCACAAAAGAACAAGGUUAUGUUGCUUAGGAAGGUACUUAAUAAUUAUAGAUGUAGAAGAUUAUGUAGCACAGAACGUACUUUUGAAGAAAUUAAAAUCCCAGUCCCUUGGGGUCACUUAGCUGCAAAAUGGUGGGGUCCCCAAAAUUCACGCCCAAUUCUUGCUUUCCACGGCUGGUUGGACAACUCGGGAACGUUUGAUCGGUUGGUGCCACAUCUGCCCGCAAACAUUGGAAUCUUAGCGGUCGAUUACCCAGGACAUGGUCUAUCGUCGCACCUUCCUAAUGGUUUUGUCUAUCACAUCAUCGACGCGAUGUUUCUAUUCAAGAGAGUGAUCGAUUACUUUAAGUGGGAAAAGGUGUCAUUCAUGGCACACUCCGUCGGAGCGAUGUACAGCUUUACUUACACCAUGUUCUACCCAGACAAAGUCGAUUUUCUAAUAUUCUUCGACGGACUAUUUUACGUAUUCAAACAAGAUACACUCGCAAAAAAAAUGAGUAGAACAAUCGACAACUUCUUACGAUACGACAAUUUAAUGACCACCAAAUCUCUGCCUCCAUCUUACACCUACGCCGAACUUAUAGAGCUUCAACAUACUGGUUCUCUGAAAUCCAUUCACGCGGAUUGCGCUAAAUACAUCCUCCAUAGAAACAUUAAAUCUGUCGAUUCAAAACCGGGAAUGUAUCAAUUUACGAGGGAUUUAAGGCUAAAAGUGCCAACGCUGAUGAGAUGGACCGAAGAGACGAUAGUGGAAUCUGCCAAAAGAGUCAAGUGCCCCUUGUUUUUUAGUUUAGGGAAAAGUAGCUACUUGCGAAAGACCGGUUCAUUUCCUGUCAUGCAGAACGUGUUAAAUACAAUUAGGCAAAAUAAUGACCAUGUGCAUGAAUACCAUCUGGAAGGAACACAUCACCUGCAUUUAAAUACGCCUGAACAACUUUAUCCUUUAGUUAAUGAAUUUCUUAGUAAGUAUUACCGUGAUGAUAACUGUUAGAAUGUCAAAGACGUUGAUAUUUUAUUUGUUGUUACAUUAAAAAAUGUUUUCCCAGG